UCGCUGCAGGGGCGAGGACAGGAGGGUGAUGUUUCAUUUUAUCGGAAUACCAAAACCAGCAGCAGCAGCAACUGCAGCAACGUUGUCGUCUAGUUAGGAUGACGUGUAGCAUCGGAGGCCGAUUUGACGCGAGUGUCAUAGUCGAUUUUCAUUGCAUUGUGAAUAGUAUCAGCAAUAGUAGCAGCAGCAGCAGUUGCCCGAACAUCAAAAUAAGUAAGCAGCGAUCGACGAUCUUGGAUACGCGGGGUCGAUUGGACUUUGAGCGGUCAAAGAUUAGACGAGAUGUUGGACAAGAAGAGGCGUCGCUUCGCUCUGCACCACAGAUAAAUCGACGUCGUCCUAACGCGAGCAUCGGUUUUCUAACAACGUGCUCGAUACCCAGAACUGUAGAGAAAAUUUCAUUACUGGAGCGUAAUAUCGAUACGUGAUUUUUAUCGUCAUUCGCCGAUUUCUUUCAAGAAGAUCGAUCAAAAAAAUUCACAACAAGAAGUAAAUAAUAAUUCAAAUGGCGUUCAAGCUGGAAGAAGGUCCCAUUGGAUCAGACACGCUUGCCCUCGCGGUUGCCGAACUCAGAGAAACUGAAGAGAAUAAAAAAAAUGCAUUAGCCGAACUCAAGAAACUACUUGAAGCCGACAAGACGCUUUACUUCAACACCGAGGAUGAUUUUCUCACGAUAUUCCUUCGCCCGUGCAAGUUCUACCCCGAAAGCGCGUUCGCGUUGAUGAAGAGAGUGGCGGAUUUCAAGGUGAAGAAUGCCUCGCUGCUGGACGAUCUCAUGCCGCAAGAUGAGAGGACUUCGUUCCUCGAGAACAAUGUGGUGAACGUACUGAAGAAUCGUGACCAGAAGGGAAGACGCGUGCUCAUAGUGAACGCCGGGAAAAGUUGGGACCCAUCAAAAGUCAACGCCGAUCAGUUAUUCAGAGUAUUUUAUCUCAUUCACGACGUUGCCAUGUGGGAACCCGAAAGCCAGGUCCGAGGCGUCGUGGUGAUAAUGGACUUUGACGGUCUUACGAUGUCGCAGGUCUUGGCGAUGUCUCCGGCUUUCAGCUUGAGACUUCUCACCUUUAUUCAAGACGCCAUACCGCUCCGUCUCAAAGAGGUCCACAUAGUGAAGCAACCGUUCCUCUUCAACAUGGUGUGGACUAUGUUCAAGCCGAUCGUCAGGUCGAAACUCAAGUCCCGCAUGUUCUUCCACGGCAGCAAAAUGUCCUCGCUUCACAAACACCUGGAACCGAGUCACCUGCCCGCCAACUACGAUGGCAAAUUACCUCCCCUCGAUUACACUUCGGCCGAUUGGUACCCCGCGCUGAUCGAGCACGAGGAUAAAAUCAGAGCAUGGAACUCUUACGGACAUCGGAAGAAUUAGGAAUUGAAAUAUUCGAAUUGAAGCAGACUGAAUUUUACGUUUUUACAAACUAAUUGAUAAAUAUAUAAUUUUUGAAUAAUUUUUACCAUAUUUGCUCUGUAAAUUAUGCAUAUGAAAUAUACGAAGUUUGUCAAAUAUACAUAGGAAGAAGAAAUGCGGAGAUUUUGAACCUGUAAAAUUAUUUUCCAACGUUCAACGAAAUACUGAUAAUAAAAAGAUUCACAGAA
This is a messenger RNA of Athalia rosae (coleseed sawfly), 1593 nucleotides long. RefSeq names its product retinaldehyde-binding protein 1. The coding region runs from base 506 to 1366 and encodes 286 amino acids. The transcript has 5 exons. Gene Ontology annotation, molecular function: phosphatidylinositol bisphosphate binding. Gene Ontology annotation, cellular component: membrane. The record is from RefSeq and is a predicted model, not a curated record. Lineage: Eukaryota; Metazoa; Arthropoda; Insecta; Hymenoptera; Athaliidae.